This is a messenger RNA of Schistosoma turkestanicum, 3789 nucleotides long. The record is from the annotation of a GenBank genome assembly. NCBI's taxonomy places the organism in Eukaryota, Metazoa, Platyhelminthes, Trematoda, Strigeidida, Schistosomatidae.
AUGGAGUGCAGAUUAGUUGGGGUCUGUCAACUCGACCCAUCUACACGUCAGGAUUAUGGUUUGUAUUUACCAUUGUCUACUCUACCUGAUUUAACACCAAUGACAAGUUCACUGACCAGUGAUUCAACACCAACAGUUACUGAUUCUAAACAGGACAUUAAACAAAUUUCAUACAACAGACGUGAAACACCGGAAGGAUUCACCGUGCCAUACAUUUCAGAAAUUAGUCCAAAUCAACCAAACUUGAUUAGCGAAUCAGAGACUUCAUUUCUGUCUCCGAUUCCUAAUAAACUUAAAAAUUCGACGGCACAACCACCCUCUCAUUGUAUGUCAACAGCAGACAACAGUGUGGAAAUCACAAAAUCAUCUAUUGAUUUUCUGUUGGAUAUGAAUAAUAAAACCUUAAUGAUAAAUCAACCGAAAUGUUACACUCCGCUGGUACUCAUUUCACAAAAAACAUCGCCACGUUCAUUGACGAGAAAAAUCCCUUCUUCCAGUCAAAGUCUGGGAUAUUUUGAUAGAAAGAAACAGACAGAUAAUUUUGCCCAUUGGGAUGUAAUUUCCGAUAACCAUGAUGUCUUAAAAUGGGACUAUGCCGGGGAUAUAGCUUCGAACCAUUCGGGUGUUCCAAGAACUAUUUCUCAUUCUAGUCUGUCUUGUCAUCCUGUUGAUCGUGGGAAUUAUGAUGUCAGCAUGACAUUGACAUGGCCUUCUCCGUCUUCUACAUAUGGCUAUGCGAUUCGUAGAAGAUGCAACUUCAAUACAAAAACUAAUGCUGAUAAAAAUUGGAACGAAUCGCCAAUAAGACAGGGAUUAAUAGAAUUUCCUUCAACUGUAGUUAAUCAUGGGUCGUUUAUAUCUAGUCCAGAUCCUGAAGAUGAAGUAAACACUUUAUCAACUUUCAAUCAAUUGAAUAAUUCUAUUAAUCAACUGAAUCAAUUUAAUCACUGUCGAUCACCGUUAAAUGUUAAUGAGUUUGAUAACUUGGAAAGUAGUGAAUAUUUUGUAAAGUAUAAUGUGAACAUAAAUAAUAGUGAAAUUAGUUUAAAUGAUGAAAAUUUUUAUGACCAUAGAGAAAGGUUUGAUUUGAAUAACAUCAGUAUGAAAACAAACCAAUCUGUGACGGAAUUGCAAAAUCAUGCUAAUAGUAAUUUGAAAGCUAGGAAAGCUUCUGAAAAUCGUCUACGACAACAUUUAGACAGUUUACUUGUUUCUGUAGAUAAAGAUGAACACAAGUCUCAAACCGUUAAAUCCACUGAUAGUGAUUGGUUAAAAAAGAGAACACCUGAACCCCAUGCUCGAGCAAUAAGAACAUUUAAAUCAGUUGAUUUAAAUAAUCAAACUGCUACAAAUGAUAUAUCUAACAGAACUGAACAGGAAAACUUAACAAAUCUUUCGGUGCAAAGUAACUGUAGACCUGUGAAGCAGUUAAAUGAAGAUAGUAAUAAUAAUAAUAAUAAUAAUAAUAAUAAUAAUAAUAAUAGUAAUAAUAAUAACCAUGGAUCACAUAUACCUUUAGAGCAGAUGCAGCAUGAUUUAUCUUCAUUUCAGACUACGUUUGUAUUAAAUGCUGCAGGAAAGGAAAAUUUUUUACACAUAAAUGAUAAUACAGCAAAACAAAGAACUUCAGCAAUUCAAUCGUCAACAUGCCCGAAGGAUUCUUUCCAGUCAUCAUCGAUUGAUUUUAGUGAACCAGAAGAAAUGUGCUACAUUAUAGAUGGUGUGCUAUCAUCAAUACAAGACACAAAUAAUUUUUCAGCUAUUACAACGGUAACGCCAAUAAAUGAAAAUAUAAAUUGUCAAAGCAAUUUUGAUGCAGAAUCCGAAGGUUGUAGAAGUAGCCUUAUUGAGGAUGAAAAUUACGAGAAAGAAAUUUCACCUUACAAUUGUAAUAUUCUUAAUGAUUUUGAUAUGAAAAUGAAAAACAGUGAAGUUUCCACAUCAUUUUCACAAUCAGUUCAAAAUGAUAAAGUGUCAGUUAUAACAAAUGAGAGCAGUAUUUUUAAAACUAAUGAUCCGCUCACUGCUGAAUGUAAGUUGUUGUAUAAUGGUUUGGAUGUAAAACUAUCUAACGUUUACACUUCAAUCUUACCAUCUUCUUUAAUGCAAUUGGUUACGGAGAUUACUGCGUAUAAUUCGCCAUAUAUAAACUAUGUUACUUCCAAAAUUGAAUCAAACAAUCUACCUGAAUAUUCACCUUCGCUAUAUAACAAUUUAUCCAUGGCUAAGCAUCAAUCAUUUCAUUCGAAUCAUUUAAAAAAAAACAUGUCAACAUGUUUCACUUUACUCAAUCAUACUGACACAUCAUCAAAGAAACGAGAACACUGUUUUUCAUUCGAUUCUAUUGAAAAUAAGAUUCCUCAAGAUAUACUCAAUGAAGUUGAAAUGAACAGUAGAGAUAAUAAUGAAAUGCAUAAAACAUUUCACAUAACCAAAACUUCAACAGGACAAACUGUCGAUUUGUCUUCUGUUUUUCUGAAUGCAAAAAGCAAACAAUCACCUACGGUACAUCAUCAUCAUCAUAUCAGAUCAAAUGUUACAUCACCGUGUAACAUAGGAAUUUCUUCUUGUCCAUUAUUAACUCAAAAUAUAAAAAAUCAAGACUGUGAGAAAAUCAAAACUAGCGAACGUUUGACUUGGUGUGGAGAUUAUUUAUCUGAAAAUGAUUUUGAAUUAAAUUCACUGAUGAUAAGUCCCAUCUGUACUAAACAACCUACAUCAGAUUAUAAUCAAGAAAAGGUUGACAAAGGAGUACAAGUUUGUACACUGGAAUAUCUUCAUACAUAUUCAUGUAAUCAUAAUGAAAACAAUGUGAAAAAGUCCAACACUAAGUUGGUUCAGACUACAGAUUUAUGCAAUGAAAGCUCGUGCACAUGUUUUCACACCUACAGAAUCACACCUGAUAAGACUAAAUAUUCAGGAACAAAAACAUCAUCAUUACCUUUUCAAUUGGUUGACAAACUGUCAGUAUGUAGUACAGAGCCUGUUAGCAAUACGAAAUGCUCGCCGAAAAGUAGGCAUCUUGAAGUUUUACAAUCUGUUUGCCCUGUGCCAAGAUCAACUCUUGUAGCUCAGUUGAAAUACAUACUUUUAAAACAAAAACUAAAGUUAUUGCGUACCCGAUUUGUCUAUAAUUUAAGAAAACGUAUAGUGAAUCAUCUUGAAAAGUUUUUAGAACAAAUAGUUUCAACAGAUGCAACACCUCUGUCGAAUUCGAUACCGGACGAUUGGGACACAGAUACAGUGUCUUUAUUGUCGGAUUUAUCUGAAAAAGAUGUUGAUCUAGACAAUAGUCAUAUGGAAAAAUGUAUUCCUGUAUCGAAUAACUCAAAGUCUGGAAUUAAUAAAAACACUAAACUGAUCACACAAAAAUGUAAGUUAUCAACUAAUGGACAUGAAGAAAGUGCACAAAUUCACGAGAAAAUUUCGACCAAAACUACUCAUUGUGAGGUAUCACAAAAAGACAUUCAAAAGUCUGCUAACACAAGAGGUAUUUCUUGGUUUCAACCUUUAAAUGAAACUUAUUCGGAAAAAGUUCUUAAACAAAGCUUCACAAAAAACUGUAGGCAAACAUCACAAGUUAAUUUUGGAUGUAAUAGAAAACAGUUGAAACAAGAAAAAAAUCGACCCAGAUUAUAUCACGAUUAUAUACAGAAUCAAGUUAAUAUACAGAAAACUAAAUUGGCUAAACUGCACGUCAAUCGACUUCGAAUGAAGAUUUAUGGUGAAAAGAUUCUACGUUCUGUACUUCAUGGUAACCCAUCGUCAAUUACGUUCAAAGAAAUUUGA